This is a messenger RNA of Tachyglossus aculeatus (Australian echidna), 6677 nucleotides long. RefSeq names its product zinc finger protein 638 (gene ZNF638). Gene Ontology annotation, cellular component: nucleus. Lineage: Eukaryota; Metazoa; Chordata; Mammalia; Monotremata; Tachyglossidae. Gene Ontology annotation, molecular function: zinc ion binding; mRNA binding. The transcript has 27 exons. The coding region runs from base 260 to 6433 and encodes 2057 amino acids. Gene Ontology annotation, biological process: regulation of RNA splicing. The record is from RefSeq and is a predicted model, not a curated record.
GAGGGAAGCUUGGGGGUGAAGAACCUGUCGCACGGAUUGGCCUGGCCGGCUUAGCUUUGUGUUAUUCUUGGAAAAUUUCGCUCCACUUGUGAAUUCCUUGAACCUGGGCAUUGCAAGCCCACUUCUGUUGGGCCCAUCUCCUUUGCAGCUUGCUCAGAUUAAGACUCAGUUGGCUUUGCAGCAGUUGAGCACCAUUGCCUCGCAUGUGGGUUCGGCAGCACCCUGUGCCUUGCUCAAUCAGGCUGUCCUGAAAGUAGCCAUGUCGAGGCCUAUGUUCAAUCCUCGUGGACCCUUUCCAGGUCAGAGGCCGAGAGCACCUAAUUCUUCCGGAAUGAAGCCUCAGGGAGCUUUUAUGAGAACGGGACUGGCGGGCCCCCCCAGGCUGCCCCCGGCGGGAAGAGCCCAAGGAAUUCCACCGCGAUUUGGGGGCCAAGAUUCUUACCAGAGGACGGGGUCCCCGAGAGCGAACGUUCAAGCCGUGCAGCCCAGGAUGGGACCGAGACUGACCAAAACAAAAGCGGAUUUGCAGGCAACGCCGCUGAAGAUCAAGACCCGUGUCAGCCGGUGGGACAACAGCCCCCACCCCCCGGCCACCGGCCCCACGCGCCCCGUGCCACCCACCCCUGAGCAGAGUUCCAAAGCCCAGAGUCGUUACACAAACGAAAGCGCCUCGAGCAUCUUGGCGAGCUUCGGGCUGUCCCACGAAGACCUGGAGGAACUCAGCCGCUACCCCGACGAGCAGCUAACCCCGGAGAACAUGCCACUGAUCUUGAGAGAGAUCAGGAUUCGAAAAAUGGGACGCCGGCCGCCUCCUCUGCCCUCUCAGAGUAGGGGGAAAGAGCCGCUCGGCCGUCAGGCCGUUUCUAGCAGCGUGAUCGAUUACGGACACGCGAGCAAAUACAGCUACACUAAAGAUCCACACGGGGUGCGGGUGUACGACCCCGAAGUCCCCACCGAAGAUAGCGGGCCCGAGUUUCCGCCCCAGGCAGACAUUUCCCUGUCCAGUCCUCCUACGCCUGCGUGCAGCUCGAUGUUUCCCGUUGGAGAUGUGACGAGACCGAUGGGUUUCCGCGGGGAGCCCUCGAGCGGUCGGCUGUUUUUCCCAGCUGACGGGGUGAGCGAGAUGUCCAGACCGAAGGCCUCUCCGGGAGGACAGGCGGCCCUUGAGCCGGGGAAGUGUAGGAGCCAGUCUCUUGUCCAUCCCCUGAGCCAUUCCGUCGGGUCACCGGCGAGCCCGUCUGUAGCGCCGUCCUCCUUUCCGGCUGAAUUGAUUUCAGCUCCGAGCCAACCAGACAGGAUGCCGCACGACCCCGGGAUCAAUCCGGCCAAUGCGCAGAUUGGAUCUGCCGCAGGUCAGAAGGGUUACCCGGCACAGGAUGAAGCUCCCAUCCAGUCUCCCUUUGGAGUUGUCAAAGCAUCUUGGCUCCCUAAGUUUUCCCAGGCAGAUGCCCAGAAGAUGAAGAGACUCCCAACUCCUUCUAUGAUGAACGAUUAUUAUGCUGCGUCACCAAGAAUAUUUCCACAUAUGUGUUCUCUAUGUAACGUAGAGUGUAGUCAUUUGAAGGAUUGGAUUCAGCAUCAGAACACCCCUAUCCAUAUCGAGAGCUGCCGACAAUUACGCCAACAGUAUCCUGACUGGAAUCCUGAAGUUCUUCUAAGAAGGAAUGAUGGAGAGAGGAAAGAGAAUCAGACUCCAAAGAGACAUUGCGACUCAACCAGCUCCAGCCCUAGACACUCUAGGGGAUCGAGCUCAGGUCAUAAAUUCCACCGCUCCCAGUCUAGGAGCCCCUGUCGUUAUGGCCAGAAUAGAGCCAGGAGCCGGAGUCCAAGGCCGUCGCACCGUUUUAGCCCCAGACACAGGUCCAAAUCACCGCAGCGAUCGAGGAAUCCACUCAGGUGCAGUCCGAGGCCCCAGAGGUCCGCCAGCACUGAUUGGUCAUCUAAGCGAGCCGUCAGAUCUCCAGACAAAAAAGCUGCCUUGGAAGCUGUCGUGCAAAGUCUGGGGCAUGGCUUUGUGGCAGAGUUUAAUAAGCAGAAAAACCUUCGAGCUGCUGAAAAAGCCCAGUCUGACACGCAGAAGACCCCCUACCAUGCCGGGCUGACAAAAGUUCCAGUUCCUGCUAGGAGCGUGCAGAAAGAGCUGAACUCAAGGAUUCCUGAAAAUCCCAGCCCACCGAAAAAUCACGUGAUGUCCAAUAAAGGCAAGAUUUCUCUAAGCCAGGUUUGUCAGGACAAAUUCAUGAAUUGUGGUACAGUAAUUCAUAUAUCGGACUUACCAGAUGAUGGCUACACAGAACAGGAUAUAAAAAAAUUAGUCCAGCCAUUUGGAAAAGUCAGUGAUCUCCUGAUUAUUCCAUCGAGAAAUGAGGCCUACUUGGAAAUGCAUUUUAAGGAGGCGGUGACGGCAGCUGUCAAGUUCAGCGAAACCGAGCCGGUCCUGGUCAAGGGGAGACGUGUCAAAAUGUGGGCGGCGGGAAAGAAGACGCUGCUGGCUCUUCCAGCCCAGAUCAGAAUGGAUGCGGAUACAGUUACUUCCCAAAUAAGAGACUUUGCACCGAUUUUAAAAAAGGAUACAGGCAUUUUAAAGACGGUUAAAUCUAUGACUUCCCUGGCAUCGACUGGUCAAAAGAAGAUUCCAGAAAUGAAGAAGACAGAUCUCAAAGCUAAGGAAUCUCUAAAGCCCACUACAGGACCAGAGAAUCUUGUGCCGGCUGGCCUAGCCUCCUGUGACUCUAACAAACCAGUGGGGACUCUAGUAGACAAAGCAGGUGCAGAGACCAAUGAAAAUGUAGAACCGGCCACUAAGCAGGAACUUGAUAUGUGUGUGGUCGUUGUUUCAAAUUUGCCGGAAAAAGGAUAUUCCAUAGAAGAAGUUUCUAACCUAGCAAAGCCAUUUGGUGGAUUGAAAGAUGUUUUAAUUAUGUCGACUCAUAAAAAGGCAUAUAUGGAAAUCAGUAGGAAAUCUGCAGACUCCAUGGUUAAAUUUUAUACCUGCUUCCCAAUGUCUGUCGAUGGAAGUCAGCUCUCCGUAAGCUUGGCACCGGAAAACACUGAUAUAAGAGAUAAGGAAGCGGUAUUUAUGGCUUUGAUUAAGGAGUCCGAUUCUAAGGCAAAUCUGGAUACUAUUUACAAGCAGUUUGUGCUUCUUGGUAACUUACCGGAUGAUGGAUAUUCUGAACUUGAAUUAGUUUGCGUCGGUCUCCGUUUUGGAAAAGUGGAUCACUAUGUUGUGUUCAGUAAUAAGAAUAAGGCAAUCAUUCAGUUGGACAGUCCUGAGUCUGCUAAAACAAUGUGCAGUUUCCUACAACAAUAUCCUUUUAACCUGGGUGAAAAAAUACUGACCUGUGCAUUAUCAACCAAGAAAGCGUCACCGAAGGUUCAAGUUAUAAAAGAACAAGAACAAAGAAAAGAAAGCCCUGGCUUGAAAAACUAUCCCGUUGGAACAAGCGAGGUGCAAACAGCAGCUGAUAAAUCUCCGGUAAACCCUAAUGUGAUUAAGAAGGAAGUGAGCCCCCCAACCAACAUCCAAAUCCUCCCUUUCGGGCUGAACACUGAAUCCUUCAAGGGAGACCCGGAAAGAGCAGCAUGGGACUCUGGUUCUGCUUCCAGGCCAGUGGGAGUUGAACAAUACAUGAGGGAGGUCGAAGUGGAAAUAGCCGACUCGGCAUCCAUUUUGGCCAACAUUGGAUUAUCCUCUGAAAUUUGGAAGGAGUGUGGCGCUGAUUUUCACAGUGAAGACUUGCUGACUGGUGACUAUGAUCUAGUGUUCUCCCCGUCUCCUAACCUGUCCCUUGAAGGAAAGCCAGAAGAGUCCUCCUGUGAAAAAGACUUCUUCUUUACGGACCAGCCUAGAAUUUUGCCAUCCCUAUCUGAUGAAGGUGCAGUAGAAUUUGAGGUGCCCGGAGUGAUAAGGGAAGAGUUUCCCCUUAUUUAUUCUGGGAUCUCGUUGGAGGGGAUUUCUAUUGAGGACGAACAGGCAGUGAGCAAUCCAGAAACUCCCGAAAAAAGCAGUGACCCAGAAGGAAAGGAAGAGGACAGGGAAGACCUUGAGGAAGCCAGAACUGAGGCCAAAACGAGUCUGGACACAGGGGAAGAGAAGUCUGAAAAGAACGAAGCCAAGGCACACCCGGAUAUGGUGAAGCUCGAAAAGAUGGUAUUGGGGAUGAGAGAGACGGCUCCAUGGAGCCCCACGACCAAGACGUGCCAGGCCAAAGGGACGUGUCAAGCACAACCCAGUGAGGUUCCUAAAACAGGCCCCCAAGUUGUAGCCCCUGUACCCAGGAGCAAAGUCAGCUCCAAGGCCGUCCUCGGCUCCCCAAGCCCAUCGAAGGCAAGAGUCGUCAUUCAGCCAAACGAGACCAAACCCGAAGAACCGAAAGCCUUCUCCAGGCCUGAGCUGAGAAGUCGACCGAUUGCCGAGAAGAAACUCUCGUCCAAAGAAAUGGGUCCCCUUCGAGCCGGUGGGGGCCGGGCCAGCCUGACGGGGAGCAGUGGCAAGGCUAAACUCAGUCUCAGCCCGACUGCCGGAGGGGGCGGCCGAAAGAGCCCGAUUCAGCAAGACAAGGACUCUAGAGUGGAAUGUAGGGGUAGUUCAAAGCAGUCUCAAGAAAGACAGACUAGAUCUGCCAUCGUGAAGAUGGAUGACUUCAGCAAUAAGGCUCCCGCUGGGCGAAACGCCAAGAAUCUGAAAACCACCAUCAGUAGAAAUGUCCAGCCUAAAGAGGAGGAGGAGCUCUUCCCAUUUAAUUUGGAUGAGUUUGUUACGGUGGACGAGGUGAUAGAAGAGGUGGAUCCUCCCACGCCAGCCAAGAUUCCUCCGCCGAGAGGGAAGAGGAAAGAGCCCCCCAAGAACACCCUCUCCCCCGAGCUCGGCUCGAAGAGGCGGAAAGAGAAGAGCUUGGGACCCCGCUUGGUGGAGAGCGAGCUUUCCUUUGUCACACUGGAUGAGAUCGGGGAAGAGGAAGAGGCCGGGCCGCUGGGACCCGGGGAGCCUCCCAUCGGGGCGGUGGGCGACCCGCGAGCCCUGGUCACCGUGGACGAAGUGAUCGAAGAGGAGGAGCUGGUCCCGGAAGCCGGUCACCCCCAUUCCCUGGUCACUCUGGAUGAGAUCAUCGAGCCGGAGGACGGCCCUUUGCGCUGUGGGGCCAAGACCGGGGCCCUGCCGUCGGCGGAUGACGACGAGGAGCGGGAGCCAUUGGUCACGGUGGAUGAGAUCGGAGAGGUGGAAGAGCUCCUUUUAAGCGAGUCGUCGGCCCUGAACCUCAACCCCUUCAGCCCCAGGGGCGAAAGGGAUGGCAGUGGGAGGGGCCCCUUGGACUUCCUUUCGGCUGAGCUGCCCGAAGACCCCACUGCCUUAGUCACCGUCGACGAGCUCCACGAGGACAGCAUAUUCCAGCCUCUGGUCACCCUGGAUGAGGUGACGGAGGAGGACGAAGAGUUUCUGGAAGACUUCAACAGCCUGAAGGAAGAACUCAACUUCGUGACUGUAGAUGAAGUCGGGGAGGAGGAGGAGUGCGAAAGUAGCAUCCCGCUGGUCGGGGCCCAGGAAGUAAACAGUUCCGCUGCAGAGCCAGAGCCCUGGGAGCGGGCGGAUGCGGCAGAUCUAAAGGGCAGAAGGAGUACCGCUUCCCUUGGUACACCGCAGGAGAAGCCGGAAGUCGCUCACAGCAGAGACCUGAGAAGUAAGAAGGCGUUGGAAAUGGCGCCCCAAGCAGAGAUUGCCCAACACCCGGCAGGGCCCUGCUUGCGCAGGGCUGGAACAAUUCAGGAGAGUGAGCCGAAACCGGAAAGCAAGCCGCAGCCUCCAGCUAAAACCCCGGCUAAGAGAGGGAGACCUAGGAAAAGGCCGUUGCCUGAGGAUGCCUCCGCGGCAGAGCCGGCAAAGCCCAAAGAGGACCCUCGGGCUCCUGUGGCCAAAAUGGAGCCCGCGGCGGAUAUCCCGGCCCCCCGUGACUGUCGGUGGCUGCCCUCUGCCCUUCCGGCAAAGGGGAAGAACACAAGGAGAAGUGUGACUGUCCCAGAAGCAAGUAGUCAAAGUGAGGAUGGGGCACGGCCUGCCAUGAAGACGGAUCCAGGUGCAGAGGUGCAUCCUCCCAAGGCACAGCCAAAGGGGGAGGAAAAACAGCCACUCGGGAAACCUGGGAAAGUCCAGUCAAAAUCAGGGAAUGCAGCACCCGAGAAAAAGCGAAGGAAAGCAGAGGAUCCUUCGCUAGGCAAGUCGAAGACCUCCAGUUUUCCCCAAGGUUUAGAUUUUCUUGUUCCGAAGGCUGGUUUCUUCUGUCAGAUUUGUUCCCUUUUCUAUUCGGAUCAGAUGACCAUGGCAAACCACUGCAGGGGUGCCCGGCAUCAGCAAAACAUGGAGAAAUUCAUAGCCAAGCAAAAAGAAGAGAGAGAAAGGAAAGAAGCUGGAGCCGAAGAGAAGAGUUCCACGUGAUCGGAAGAAGGAGGAAUUCGUUAAGAAUUCAUUUAGGGUCCAGUUGGUUUGUGUAUUUUGUUAUAGAUUAAUUUGUAAUUUGGUUCCAGAGAGACUGUUCAUGUUGUACAAACUUCUGAAUACACUCGAUGAAGAAAACUAUGCUGGGGAAAUGUAUAAUGGAUUUGGUUUUUAUAUCAAAUCAUCUGGCGUAGCGAAACAUCUUUUGCAAGUGUUGCAAUAAAUGUUACUACUGUAUAGUUCA